Messenger RNA from Acaromyces ingoldii, 729 nucleotides. RefSeq lists its product as hypothetical. The coding region runs from base 1 to 729 and encodes 242 amino acids. NCBI's taxonomy places the organism in Eukaryota, Fungi, Basidiomycota, Exobasidiomycetes, Exobasidiales, Cryptobasidiaceae. The transcript is spliced from 2 exons. The record is from RefSeq and is a predicted model, not a curated record.
AUGACGACAGCGGCGACUCCCUUGCCAGAUCACUGGUACUACUUCUUUGGCAUCAUCGAGCCCAUCUCGGUCCUGGCUGGAGCGACCUAUGCCAUCUUCUUCCAGGAGAACUAUCAUGCAGAGCUGAUCCCCUCGGCCCUCGCACGCCUGACGUCGUCCGCCUCACCGGCAUUGGGCUCGACGUCGACGUCGUCGGCCUGGAGCGGCUUUCGAAGUGUCUGGCAGACGGCAACACAGGAAAGCAUCGGAAAGACGUUGCCCCAGAAGAUCAUCUUCCUUGAUGAAGCGACGAAGAUGGCCCUGGCACAGCUCGGCAGCUGCUACUUUCUUAUCAUGCUCAACUCGGCCCUGAUGUUCUACGCACUCCGCCGACAUCUCGGCGCAACCUCGCCUGCCACCCUCGAAUCGAUCCUCUACUACCUCUUUGCGGUCCUCGGAAUCGCCGACUGGACGCACAUCCUGCUCACCAUCCACUUUCUCCCCUCGCGCCACGCGGGCACCAUCUACCCCUUUUUGCAGAAGCUCUUUGCCCUCCUCGUGCCGUCGAACUGGAACGCGCUCCUGUUUGGCAACAUUGCCAUCACCUUUGCCCUCUUCUGCGCACGGGUCGCCUGGGCGGUGGGCUUCAAGAGGCAAACUUUCUGGAACGAGAGUGGGGUGACGGCGGCGGCGCCGAAAGCAGUCAAGCCGUCCGCUAGGUCCAGCAGCAUCUCGAAGAAGCGCAAGUGA